GUCAGCCUGUUUCCCAUGGCAACAGCUACAUCCAGAGGCCCUGGCUGGGAAUACAGUUAUUUUAUAGGAUUAGCCUGUAAGUACAACAACCUCCACUAGCUUGUGGACUAGUACAGUGGAAGGAGGGCUGUCAUGUCCUCCAGCACCGACGGGGUGUUGCCUCCGAGUGGCCAUAUUUAAGAGCAGCGUGCGUUUGUGUAAUGAGGAGGGACGCCGAUACACUUGUGACGAUGGCUGCCAGCGAGGUGGAUGUUUUCGCUAAUGAAGACAAACGAACACUGGAGCUCGGGGGCCAUGUGGGCUUUGAUAGCCUCCCAGAUCAAUUGGUCAGCAAAUCAGUUGCACAGGGCUUCAGCUUCAACAUCCUCUGUGUAGGGGAGACAGGGAUAGGCAAAUCCACCCUAAUGAACACGCUUUUCAAUACAUGGUUUGAAAGUGAAGAAGCCAGCCACUAUGAGAAAGAAGUGCUUUUACAACCACAAACAUAUGACCUGCAGGAGAGCAACGUCAACCUCAAACUGACCAUCGUGCACACUGUCGGCUUUGGCGACCAGAUCAACAAAGAGGAAAGCUAUAAACCCAUACUGGAGUACAUUGAUGCUCAGUUUGAAACAUACCUUGAAGAGGAGCUAAAAAUAAAACGUUCCCUGUGCAAUUUCCAUGACACGAGAAUCCACAUCUGUCUAUAUUUCAUCGCUCCCAACGGCCACUCCCUCAAGUCGCUGGAUCUCGUCACCAUGAAAAAGCUUGACAGCAAGGUGAACGUCAUCCCUGUCAUUGCAAAGGCAGACACUGUAUCCAGGAGCGAACUGGACAAGUUCAAGAUCAAGAUUAUGAGCGAGCUGGUCAGCAAUGGAGUGCAGAUAUACCAGUUUCCAACAGAGGAUGAGGCUGUGGCUGAGAUCAACUCCUCUAUGAAUACGCACCUACCUUUUGCUGUGGUUGGCAGUGUGGAAGAUGUCAAAGUAGGCAAUAAGACGGUCAAAGCUCGACUGUACCCUUGGGGAUCAGUACAAGUGGAAAAUGAGAACCAUUGUGAUUUUGUGAAGCUGAGGGAGAUGCUGCUGCGUGUGAACAUGGAAGAUCUCCGUGAGCAAACGCACACGCGCCACUAUGAACUCUACCGCCGCUGCAAGCUAGAGGAGAUGGGCUUCAAGGAUGCAGACCCUAACAGCCAGUCGUUCAGCCUGCAGGAGACGUACGAAGCCAAGAGGAAGGAGUUCCUGAGAGAUCUGCAACACAAGGAGGAAGAAAUGAGGCAGAUGUUCGUCAACAAAGUAAAGGAGACCGAAGCAGAGCUGAAAGAAAAGGAAAAAGAGCUCCACGAGAGAUUUGAGCAGCUCAAACGGCUGCACCAGGAAGAAAAGAGGAACCUGGAAGAAAAAAGACGGGAACUGGAGGAAGAAAUGAAUGCCUUUAACAGGAGGAGGGUUGCUGCAGAGACGCUGAUGGGCCAGGCUCUCCAAGGCGGCGCUCAGCCUCUCAAGAAGGACAAAGACAAGAAGAAUUGAUUAAUGGAAAAAUCAUCCAGGCGAACCAAGAAUGUGCCUGUCAUCAGCGUGGGUAAAAGAGACAGAUUUGGUGUGUGUGAGGCUGAAUAUGAACGUGACUGUGUGUACUUACCUAUGAUAACGCCAGCUCUGCUCACUGUAUUGAUGCUGACUCUGCUAUAGACACAGAAUAACUAAUCCAUGGACUGUUUUCAAUACUCUUUGCUUGUGGUAUUUUAUGUUCUUGCCAUGAAUGUGUGUUGAAAGACCUCAUCAUUGUGAACUAUAUGUUCACAUGCGAUAUUCAUAAACCUAAAAAAAACAGGCUUUUGGUAGAUUAUUUCUCUGUUGUUGGUAGAUUAUUUCUCUGUUUAUUUCCCUUUUUUUACCCCUCACAUUUCAGCCACAGUUACUGUAUAUCAUAUCGUCUCCAAAGGACAAUAAUGAAACUUUAAACUUAUAGUAGGCAAAGUACAACUCGAUAGGCAAGGCCACCUUCCUUCCGCUUGAGGAUGUGCCAUAGGUGCUAAAUUUGGUUCAGGUCUGGAGACAUACUUGGCCACUCCAUCACCUGCAUCUUCCUCAUAAAGGCACUUGUCAUCUUGGAGGUGUGCUUGGACCCGUUAUCAUGUUGGAAAACUGCCAUAUGGCCCAGUUUCCCAAGGAAGGGGAUCAUGGUCUGCUUGUUCCCUCAAUUAACCACAGCUCCCAAGUGCCGGCAGUACUCGUGCCGCAACGAACACUACCACCACCACGCUUGACUGUAGGGAAGAUGCAAUUAUCUUGCUACUCGCUUGUGUUACCAGCUAUUUAGACAAUAUUGGUUGUGUGUUGACUCAUUUUCAGUGACUCAUAAAUCCAUACUGCUAUAGAAGCUGUACACUGACUACUCUGAAGAAUAUUCAAGCUCCAUUUCUAUAGUAUUGUCCCUUGGAAAGAUAUACUGUAGUAAAAAUGCUUGCUGAAAUUAACAUGGCACAAGGAAAAGCGGCAUAGAAAAUGGAUGGAUGGACAACACACAUACUGUAGUCCUCAUUUCACAAAUGCGUCUUCAUAGAUAGGGCAUCCUUUAAUAGAAAAAUAAACAGGCAUUUAAAUAAAAGAACCUAUUGGCAGGAGCACUGUUAUGACGGAGAAAUCAUUUACCAAACACAGUAAUCUUUUGAGUGUGUAUGUAAAUACAAAAAAAUUGGAUUUUACAGCACUUAAAUUGCAAUGGAAUCACUUCUUGAUGCUUAAUGCUACUCUUGCAUUUUGGCUUCACUAACAGCUAACAAAUAACCUAUGUCCUGUACAACAUACCUCAAUGCUGCUCAAAUAAAUGAUGUUUUCUCUUUUCUU
Molecule: messenger RNA, 2831 nt
Organism: Dunckerocampus dactyliophorus (ringed pipefish)
Lineage: Eukaryota; Metazoa; Chordata; Actinopteri; Syngnathiformes; Syngnathidae
Product: septin-8-A-like
Exons: 10
Coding region: 201-1511 (436 amino acids)
Biological process (GO): cytoskeleton-dependent cytokinesis
Cellular component (GO): cell division site; septin ring; microtubule cytoskeleton
Molecular function (GO): molecular adaptor activity; GTPase activity; GTP binding
Source: RefSeq, a predicted model, not a curated record